Messenger RNA from Protopolystoma xenopodis, 1665 nucleotides. NCBI's taxonomy places the organism in Eukaryota, Metazoa, Platyhelminthes, Monogenea, Polystomatidea, Polystomatidae. The record is from the annotation of a GenBank genome assembly.
AUGUCACAUCAGAUAACCGGCUUUAAUACGCUCUUGGCACCAUUUUGUUACACUUUACUUCAUUCAUCUCAGGAAGUCGCGAAGCGUGAUGCAGAACUGGAGCUUGAUUCCACUUCAAGUGCUUCAGCCCCGAGCCUUUCGUCCAUUCAGGCUCGGCCACAUUUAGGUUGUAGCCUAGCCUUGCACAAGAUUUGCAACACAACUAACGGACACAGCUUCCAGCUGGCCUCGGCGCUUCGUCGCUGGGGUACCAUCUGUGAAUCCUGCUGUGGUACACUUCGCGCCACUCGAGCUCUCUCGUGUGUUGUCUGUGGUAUUGUCUGCCACCUCUCAGGUAACUGUCUUCGCGGGUUGACACGUAGGUGUCCUGUUCCUUCGACCGGUUGUCAUCUCAUGCUAACUAGUCCUCGGAUUUCGACGACUGGAUACCCAUUGUUGUUGGAGCCUCUUGGUCUUUCGAGCCAUCGAAGACAGUUACAGCAAUUUCAACAGCAAGUGGGUGCUAGGCGGACUCUAAUACAGAAGGCCAACAGUCCGGAUGUCGAGAGUUCACGCCAAACAAAGUGGACCAGACAUAACUCGUCAUUUUUAUCGGCGAUUGGCCAUGGUAAUGAGAGAUCACGGCGACGCCGAACGCAAAGCUCAGACUGUGGCUUUACGCCCACACAUCCUGGCUCGAAUAGUACUCCGCCAUUGUUCCAUGUAAUCUCUUUGACGCCCCAGCCUUACUCGCCUCAUUCAUCGAGAUCCGAACUGAGCGAUGUCUGUUACAGAAACAGGAAACCAGACCUAGACACACAGAAUCCCAAGGCAUCAUCAACCGGCGCCUGUUCGCUUGCCUGGGACUCUUCGACCCAUCAACAGCCGACAUCUCGCUGUCGUCGGCUAGAGCUGGCUCGACUAGCUUGUCUUAGCGCCAGCCUGACUCGGCAAGCCUGGCGCUGCGCCGAGUGCCUGAGAUCUCUUGCUCCCGUACUCGCUACUUCGGCCAUCCAACCACUCAAUAGUCUGGCUGGUUCAGUAGUAUCCGGACAACGUUUCGACUCAAGCCUGGUUACAAGGCUGACCUCUAGCGGAGUCCCAAUACUUCUUGGUCGGCGCAGUUUCUCACUGGGUAGUAAUAGUCUUGCGGUGGGGAGUGGUGCGUCGGGUAUAUCUGAGAAUAUCGUCAAGGUGGUUUCCGAUACCUUGCAACAACAGCUACCUCAGAUGCUUUUUGAUCCUCCGGUUCACACUUUGCCUUCCUGGUUGCCGGUUCCUCCACACCAGCCUCACUUGGUAAAUAAAGCUCUAGGACUGCGUUGUGGCCGAGGUCUCUUCAAGACUGGUGCCUAUGCACCAGACCUGGGCCCUAUUCAGACACAUCGGGACGCUCUGGUAGCCGCCGCUCUGCUGGCAGCUAAGCAGAAACUGCCUACCUCAUCCCCCAAAAUGCCUCCACCCGUGGCUGCGGUCUCGUCUGCAGCCGAUUUGGUUUCUCUACCCUCCUCAAUGCCACCUGUGUCGAAGACCAUUUUGGAUCGAAGGGAUAAGAUGCCCCGAUUACCUGGGCCAGCGAUAUUUGCGGAAGAUGAAAAUGAGUCAUCGGAAGUAAGAAUAACUAUUAUUAUUAUUAUUAUUAUUAUUAUUAUUUUACUCAUCCGAUUGCCUGUAGUGCUCAAGUAG